AAGCAAUGUGUCCCUGCCGGUUCGUGUGAAUGAAUCUUUUCCCUGUCCAGGGACAGUAAGCGACUAAAAACUUCUGUUCAAUAAUUUUCCACAUACGCAGUAUUUUUUUUUUUUUUUAAUUUUUUGAAAGAUACGUAGUAUUUUAGUUUCUAUAUUCAAUGAAAAAAUUCGAUCCAAUAAACCAACGGUUACAACUAGGGCAGAUGGCGGGUGCGGUCUCAUCCUGUAUCUUCUGUCAGAUUGCCCACAAUUCCACUUCCACUACUCUUCUUCACUCUCAGCCGACGCAUUACAUUGGCACCCUAACUAAAUUAUUUGGACCUCGCAGGAUGACAAGGUUGUCGCAUUUCAAGAUAUCAAACCUUCUGCUCUCAGGUGGAAGGCAUUACUUGGUGAUUCCUGUGGAGCACAUUUCAACUGUUAGGAAUCUCCAGAGUAGAGAAGAAGAUUAUACUUUAGUAAACCACAUGCUAAGUGUGGGAAAAAUGCUAUUACACCGAGACGCUCCUCAAUCGAAAGAAUACAGAUUUGGCUUUCACCAGCCUCCACUGAAUAGCGUUGACCAUUUACAUCUCCAUUGUCUGGCAUUACCUUUCCAGCCCACGGUGUGGAUCCAAUAAUAUCGUAAUCUACCCUCUUCAUUGGUACUCCUGCUUCAGGUAAUAAUGCUUGAUGCAGUUAAAUCUUAUAGUCCACAUGAUGAAUGCUAAGAAACCAUUGCUUAAGAAAGGCUCAACCGUUCUUUUUGUUAGUUAAAUAAUACUCCACUAAGCUUCUUAAAAAACAGAAUUUUGUUCCUUUUGAGUUGUCUAAUCACAGUUAUAGCAUAAUUUACAAAAUCCAUGUGCAUGCCUCAUUGUUCAUGAUGGGUAGGCUCUCAUGUCCUAGCAUUCAUGGUGGGAGGAAGUAUAGCCCCCAUUGACGCUCCAUGGUUUUGGUGAAAACGGUGUCAUUUACUUAUUCCUUCCUGUCUUGCAUUCCCGUUUUCCCAAUGCGUCCGCUCCUUGCUUAUGUGUUUGCAAAGGUUCUUAUUGUCCAACCAAAACGGCAUGAUGAAGAAAUCUGGUUUUUUACUGGCUUGGGCUUUUCCUUAAUGCACUUUCCCUCCUUCCAGUAUGCUGCUGUAUCUGUUUUCACUUGAUGAAAAUUAAAUUGGCAUGGCUGUGGCGGUGUUGCCUUAUAGUGCAGUAGAUGAUGUUGCAUGCUGUUGCAGUUAUGUAUUGCGUUCUGCCUAGGCGUGAAAUUACUUAAUUAAAAAAAAAUGCAGUACUGGGGCAUUUGCUAGUGGUUAAUUCCACAUUAGCAUGCAACACAUCUGUUUGUGCCUUCUAACUGCCCACUAUGUCCACUGCUUCUUCCUCUAGGUGCCCAAACAAAUAACUCCCUCAGAAUACCACUUUUGAGAUUUGAGUCUUCUAAAUAUCAGCCAUAUCUAAUCAACGAAAUAAAAGUCAUUUAGAUGUCAUCUAAAUGUGAUGUUUAUUGAUUGGAUCUGUCAUAUUAUUCUUUCAUCUUAUAUGAGAAUUCUCUGGCGUUAUCUUAUGGCAUUUAGUAAAUGGAAUUGUCUGCUGUAAAAGUGAAGUUGUGGUGCUUAUUAGUAUUUGCAAAUAAAUUUUAUUUUUAGGGCUAUUUGCGUUCUUUGAAUGCCUAAUGGUCAGAAUUUAGACAAGUACUUUAUAGCCGAUACGAACGUCCAAGUCCUGCCCCUAGCCACCCUUCUUCCAUUUUUAUUUGGUGCUUAGCUACAUUUAGACCUAGGAGCUAUUGGUCUCUUGCUGUCCACCGUACUAUCUGCUAUGAAAUGACCCAAAUGCUUUAGAACUAGACUUAACCAUUUGAUGGAUUUCUCUUCUUGAAUUCUGUAUCCUUUAUUCACCACUAAAUUUUGAUCCUUGUGUACUUGCGUGAUGUUACAAUGUCAUCCUGCUUUUUCUAUUUAGAUUGACAUAUACCUGAAGAUUUGUUCCAAAAUAUUUAGAAAAACAAACAAAAUCAUUCAGCCAGCAGCUUAACUUUUGCUUCAUUGGAGUCAUCUGCCGAAUUGGAUGAAUCUUUAGAAAUAUUUACCUUAAAAUAAGUUUUUUGAUUGGAUGGAGAUGGUAUUAGGCGUGACAAAAUUGAGAUCAAUCGCCUAAAGAUGACUUUUCUUUAGUCUUAAAAUGCUUUCUAUUCAUUUCCGAUUAUACCGACAAAUAUUUAUGGAAAUUGAUGUGAAUAACUUGUAUGUAUCAUCUCUAUGGAAUAGUUGUAAAUGCUAGUAUGGGAGGCCUUCAUAACCAAAAUAAUACAAUCUGCUCAUACGCAUCAUGUGCGUGUAGAUUGAAGACAGCUUGCAAGUCCUUUUGAGGUGUUACUGUUCACAUCUUGAUAUCAUCUCUUGUAUUACUACUUUCUUAGUAAUCAUAAGGGCGAAGUGGUCCACUGUUGGCUUGUGCAGUGCUGCAUAUAGAGCCAGGGGUAGCCAACUAAAAGGGAGAGUAAAUAAGAGAAGACUUGAAUGCUCACACGUGCAUGCAUAUAAUAAUGACUUAUUUAUUGCAGUAUCACGACACUUUCUUUGUUUCUUUGGUCUACUUCAGGGACCUUUCAAAGGUAUAUGCUGAGUUGUCCUGUAUGCGCAAUCUUUUUUUCAUCUUAUCAUGGAAGCAUGGAUUUGAGUGAUCUGGUGGCUCUUGAUUUUACCAUAAAAUUCCCUUGAGAUGUAGUUUUUCUACGCUGCUAGAAUCCAAAAGUUAGAGAACUGUAAACCAUAGUUUAAAAGAGCGGAAAAGAGCAUCGGUAUAUACAAAAUGGGCAGGGAGAGAAAACAAAAUUAUGGAAGAAAUGCUUUUCAUUGAAGCAUAACGAUGGACAGUUUCAGACUAUGAGAAAUGUUUUGGACAAUUACUUUUCAAUUGUCCAACACUUUUUAUAGUAUUGAUAGAAAAAUAUAAUAAUUAAAUAUUAAUUAAAAAGAAAGGAAAUAUAAUCAACCAAUAAAAUAGAGUGUUGACAAUCACUAAAUUUGGUCUGCACAAUUAUUGGUCGUGUAUUGAAUUUUGAAGCAAUAUCCCUGUUUUAAAUCCUAGAAUCAUGGCCAUGGAGUCUAGUUUAGUCUACGAGGCAGAAUGUGACAAACUCUGGUGCUUGAAGACAGAUUUACCAAUAUACGUACACACUUUUUGGAGAGUGUUAUAUUCAUAGCAAAUCCCCCAACAUCUUAUGCUAAAGCUGUAAGUUUACUGUUGUGUUGGCCAACCAGAAAAAGCAUUUAGGCAGAUGAUUGAGUGCUAGCCGCUGUGAACGAAAAAGAUGAGCAUAAACAUCAUUAGCAUAAACUACUGGGGAAACAGGACAAUUAUUUGUGAAGGGGGGAAAACAUUAUUAUAUGAGAUAUUUGAUUGUUUGGUAAGUAUGUACAGCUGGCUCUGGAUGGGCAUAUCUUUUCUUCCUUUAAGUAUGGCAGCCAUGAAGUGCAUGAAAAACUGAAGCAUGGUUGAUGAGUAAGACGUCAUUUUCAAGUAUGGUUUAUAUGUGGUUGUCUUGUGGGUUCACAAGCACAGCUGUAUAGUAUGUAUUUUAAGGAAUUAUAAUGACUGCUCUUAUGGAAAAAAGUGAUCGAGUACUUGUUUGUUUUGGUUUAA
Manihot esculenta (cassava) is the source of this 3623-nucleotide messenger RNA. Its product is annotated as bifunctional adenosine 5'-phosphosulfate phosphorylase/adenylylsulfatase HINT4. The record is from RefSeq and is a predicted model, not a curated record. The transcript has 6 exons. The coding region runs from base 159 to 620 and encodes 153 amino acids. Gene Ontology annotation, molecular function: catalytic activity. NCBI's taxonomy places the organism in Eukaryota, Viridiplantae, Streptophyta, Magnoliopsida, Malpighiales, Euphorbiaceae.